Molecule: messenger RNA, 1005 nt
Organism: Torulaspora globosa
Lineage: Eukaryota; Fungi; Ascomycota; Saccharomycetes; Saccharomycetales; Saccharomycetaceae
Gene: HIS2
Product: histidinol-phosphatase
Exons: 1
Coding region: 1-1005 (334 amino acids)
Biological process (GO): L-histidine biosynthetic process
Cellular component (GO): cytoplasm
Molecular function (GO): histidinol-phosphatase activity
Source: RefSeq, a predicted model, not a curated record
AUGCAUUCGCACCAUUCGCAUUCUGGCGACUACAUAGCUCAUGGGGUUGAUCCAUUGGAGGCUGUAACAGCUCAAGCGGUGAAGAUGAAAUUUCACACUUACUGUCUGACGGAGCAUAUGCCGCGAUUCGAAGCCAAAUAUCUCUACCCCGAGGAAUGGAACAGCAAGCGUGACGAGUCUGCCGCGAUAGCUAAGCUGCAACAGGAUUUCCAGAACUUCCUUGACCACGCUCAAAGGAUAAAGAACCGGCCCAACCCGUCCAACACAAAGUUUCUGAUUGGAGUCGAAGUUGAAAGUUGCGAUUUGAACCACAUUGAGUAUGCUAGAAGACUUGUCGAGGAAAACAGAGGUGUAAUCCAGUUCAGCGUAGGAUCUGUGCACCAUAUCAAUGAGAUAGCUAUCGAUUUUAAUCAAAUCGAAUGGGACCGCGCUCUAGCCGCAUCGGGCAACAAUUUGAAGACCUUUUUACUUGCCUAUUUCGACUUACAGUAUAAAAUGCUGAGAAAUUUGCAGCCGCUUGUUGUUGGCCAUUUCGACCUUUACAAGCUGUUCCUCCCACAGGAUCUCAGAGUCGAUCUCGAAACGGGGGCUUGCGGGACCUCUGGCACCCCAGUAUCAGGUAUCUCUUUGAUCAAUCAGUGGAAGGAGGUUCAAGCAGCGGUUGUAAGGAACCUCCAGUAUAUCGAGAAAUAUGGUGGCGCUAUCGAGAUCAAUACCUCGGCGCUACGUAAAAAGCUUCCAGAGCCGUACCCCGGUAAGGACGUCGGAUUGCUGGUGAAAAGACAUUGUGGCGGCAGAUUUGUUCUCAGUGACGAUGCGCAUGGUGUUGCACAGGUGGGUGUUUGUUAUGAUCAGGCUCUGAACUAUAUCGUGCAUGAAUUGAACCUAGAAAAGAUUUACUACUUGACCGAAGCAGCGGAUCGUCAAAGCGUUAGACUGGAGGCAGUGCCGAUCGACCAGUUUGAAUCGGACGCCUUUUGGCGCUUGUACAGGGCGCCAAAGUGA